AACAACCUUAGUCAAGAGAAUAACUUCUAACACAUCGAUAAUUAAUUGCUUCAUGGCCUCAGCGGCUACUGAUUCAUCUGCAGUUGCAACAAAUGCUUCUGCAAGUGGGGCAAACUCACCAACAAGUGCAGCGCAAACCUCAAUUGCAGCCGUUAGGCGUCCACAACCGACACAUUCAACUACAGAGAGAGUAAUAAAAUCUGUUCAAUUCCCUAUCAGUGAAAGAUUGACACUUGACGAAGUCUAUGAUCGGAGAACGGGUAAACCGCGAGGUGACCUUCUUAAAGAACAUUUCAUCAAAGAAGGACGAAUAGAGGAAGAGGCUGCGUUACGAAUUAUUAAUGGCAACCUCUGCAUAGUUUUUUAGAAUUAUCUUUUCUUUCUUAGAGUGCACUGCAUUGUUUCGGCAAGAAAAA
Messenger RNA from Meloidogyne enterolobii, 416 nucleotides. Lineage: Eukaryota; Metazoa; Nematoda; Chromadorea; Rhabditida; Meloidogynidae. The record is from the annotation of a GenBank genome assembly.